AGGAAUGGCUCCUUGUUGGUACCAAACAAGGGCAUCUGCUGCUCUACAGGAUAAAGAAAGACAUAGGUUGCAAUAGGUUUGAAGUGACCUUGGAGAAAUCCAACAAGAACUUCUCAAAAAAGAUUCAACAGAUUCAUGUUGUUUCUCAGUUUAAAAUUCUGGUCAGUCUAUUAGAAAAUAACAUUUACGUCCAUGACCUGUUGACAUUUCAACAAAUCACCACAGUUUCCAAGGCAAAAGGUGCAUCUCUCUUUACUUGUGAUCUUCAGCAGUCAGAUACAGGGGAAGAGGUGCUGAGAAUGUGCGUGGCGGUGCGGAAGAAACUACAACUUUAUUUUUGGAAGGACCGAGAGUUCCAUGAACUGCAGGGGGACUUCAGUGUACCUGAUGUACCCAAGUCUAUGGCCUGGUGUGAAAAUUCCAUCUGUGUAGGCUUCAAGAGGGACUACUACCUGAUCCGGGUGGAUGGAAAAGGAUCCAUCAAGGAGCUGUUCCCCACAGGAAAGCAGCUAGAACCAUUGGUAGCUCCUGUAGCAGAUGGAAAAGUUGCAGUUGGCCAGGAUGAUCUGACAGUCGUGCUUAAUGAAGAAGGGGUCUGUACUCAGAAAUGUGCCUUGAAUUGGACAGAUAUUCCUAUAGCCAUGGAACACCAGCCUCCCUACAUCAUUGCUGUUCUGCCACGAUACGUGGAGAUCCGCACUUUUGAGCCCCGGCUGCUGGUACAGAGCAUCGAGCUGCAGAGACCACGCUUCAUCACCUCUGGAGGCACAAAUAUUAUAUAUGUGGCAAGUAAUCACUUUGUUUGGCGGCUCAUUCCUGUGUCCAUAGCCACACAGAUCCAGCAGCUUCUGCAGGACAAGCAGUUUGAGUUGGCUCUGCAGUUGGCAGAAAUGAAAGAUGAUUCAGAUAGUGAGAAGCGGCAACAAAUUCAUCACAUAAAGAACCUCUUUGCCUUCAAUCUCUUCUGCCAGAAGCGCUUUGAUGAAUCCAUGCAAGUUUUUGCCAAGCUUGGUACAGAUCCCACUCAUGUGAUGGGUCUGUAUCCUGACCUCCUGCCCACUGAUUACAGGAAGCAGCUACAGUAUCCCAACCCCCUGCCAGGGCUCUCUGGGGCAGAGCUGGAGAAGGCACAUUUAGCUCUGAUAGACUACCUAACUCAAAAAAGAAGUCAGCUGGUGAAGAAGCUAAAUGAUUCUGACCAUCAGUCCAGCACCUCACCCCUCAUGGAAGGAACACCCACGAUCAAAUCCAAAAAGAAGCUACUGCAAAUCAUUGACACCACCCUGUUGAAGUGUUACCUUCAUACAAAUGUAGCACUGGUGGCACCAUUGCUACGUCUGGAGAACAAUCACUGCCACAUUGAGGAGAGUGAGCAUGUGCUAAAGAAGGCACACAAAUACAGUGAGCUGAUCAUACUGUAUGAGAAGAAAGGUCUGCAUGAGAAAGCAUUACAGGUACUGGUGGAUCAGUCAAAGAAAGCCAACUCGCCUUUGAAGGGCCAUGAGAGGACAGUGCAAUAUCUGCAGCAUUUGGGCACUGAGAACUUGAACUUGGUAUUUUCUUACUCUGUCUGGGUGCUAAGAGAUUUUCCUGAAGAUGGGCUGAAGGUAUUUACAGAAGACCUUCCUGAAGUGGAAGCUUUGCCCCGAGACAAAGUGCUCAGUUUCCUGAUAGAAAAUUUUAAAAGCUUGACUAUUCCCUAUCUGGAACACAUCAUUCACGUCUGGGAAGAAACAGGUGCAGACUUUCACAACUGUCUGAUCCAGCUGUACUGUGAGAAAGUGCAGACCUUAAUGAAGGAGUAUCUCAGUUCUUUCCCUGCAGAUAAAACUCCAGUGCCUGCUGGGGAGGAAGGAGGAGACUUGGGGGAUUACCGGAAAAAACUUCUACUUUUUCUGGAGAAGUCUAGCUGGUAUGAACCUAGUCGACUAAUUAGUGACUUCCCCUUUGAUGGUCUCCUAGAAGAACGUGCUCUGCUCUUGGGUCGUAUGGGGAAGCAUGAGCAAGCUCUGUUUAUUUAUGUUCAUAUUUUGAAGGACACCAACAUGGCUGAAAACUACUGCGAUAAACAUUAUGACAUAAACAAAGAUGGCAACAAAGAUGUGUAUCUGUCGCUGCUCCGGAUGUAUCUCUCCCCGCCCAGUGUUCACUGCCUGGGACCAAUCAAGAUGGAAGUGCUGGAGCCUCAAGCCAACCUGCAGGCUGCUCUGCAGGUUCUGGAGCUACAUCACAGCAAACUGGAUACCACCAAGGCGAUAAACCUCCUCCCAGCCAAUACACAGAUCAGUGAGAUUCGAAUAUUCUUAGAGAAAGUCCUUGAAGAAAACGCGCAGAAGAAAAGAUUUAAUCAAGUACUCAAGAAUCUUCUCCAUGCAGAGUUCCUGAGGGUCCAGGAGGAGCGAAUCUUACAUCAGCAAGUGAAGUGCAUUAUUACAGAAGAGAAGGUGUGCACUGUGUGUAAAAAGAAGAUAGGUAACAGUGCAUUUGCUCGAUACCCUAAUGCAAUAAUUGUGCAUUAUUUCUGCUCCAAAGAAGUCAACACAUUGGACACCUGACCUUGCUACGGUCAAUAAUCCCAACAUUCAUAUGGAGUUCUGAACUGAUGACUCAAGAAGUUGAUGCUUCUGAGAUUUUUUGGGGGCUUGUUGCUAGGUUCUUUUACACUGGGUAGAAGUCAUUGUAUCUGUGGACUGACUGUACCUAUCUAGCAAUGUUGAUUUACUAGAAAAUGACUUUAACCAUGUUCUUAUAGUGCUGGCAACUACACUGAACCUCUCAGUACUCAGAUGAAGAGUAGAAACUGAUUUUUGUAGUGGGUUUUGUAUUGCACUCCAAC
This is a messenger RNA of Apaloderma vittatum (bar-tailed trogon), 2836 nucleotides long. RefSeq names its product vacuolar protein sorting 39 homolog (S. cerevisiae) (gene VPS39). Lineage: Eukaryota; Metazoa; Chordata; Aves; Trogoniformes; Trogonidae. The transcript is spliced from 24 exons. Gene Ontology annotation, cellular component: cytoplasm; membrane. The record is from RefSeq and is a predicted model, not a curated record. Gene Ontology annotation, biological process: endosomal vesicle fusion; vesicle-mediated transport; autophagy. The annotation marks the transcript as partial.